Annulohypoxylon truncatum is the source of this 912-nucleotide messenger RNA. RefSeq lists its product as uncharacterized. The transcript has a single exon. Lineage: Eukaryota; Fungi; Ascomycota; Sordariomycetes; Xylariales; Hypoxylaceae. The record is from RefSeq and is a predicted model, not a curated record. The coding region runs from base 300 to 815 and encodes 171 amino acids.
AACACAUGUAGAUGCAAAAAUCCUACGUAAACGGUGACGCAAGAUUGUAAUCUGUAGACCUUUAUCCUUCGCAUAUCUCAACGUCUUCUAAGACAAUGGCUAGAUGAUAGAUUUAACCAAUCUCCUGACUUCCUUUUGUGUUGGUAUAAAGGACACCUAGAUAGCAAGGGACUUGGCAGAUAUAACAAUGUCCUUUGAUACACAUAAUAGCAUUGUCACCGGUGUAAAUGUGUCUAGGUACAUAAGCUAAGCAAGAGAAGUCUUUGCUGGAGUAGAUCACCAGCACGACACUCGAUAACAUGGACCCGCACAGCAGAAUAGAUAAGAGGGAAUUGCCGUACUUGCAGCUUAAAUGCUUGAGAGAGGAAGAAGGGGAAAAGGCGAGGCAAUGUGAUAUUUGUGACGCUCAAUAUCGACUUCACUGCACCCAUCUCUCAUUUGCUCAGUGUGCUGAGUUGAAACCUGCAAGAUACAAGGUUGAAGCUGACGGAGAUUGCGAUUCCAUCUGUGUUUACGAGUGUGGACAUGCCUAUAACAAUAGACGCCGCGUAAGAGGCAGAUUCCAUGGGAAAAGAAAGUAUCGGAAAGGGACUUGUAUCGAAUGCUAUCGUGCGCUGAUAUUCGAUGGAAGGGUAGGCCGAACAGGUAAGCCGAGGAGUGCUAAAAUAUCUCGUAAGGGGAGCGGUGAGGAUAUCAACAAGCCAAUUCGGAAGCAGAGUAAGGCUACUCAGAAGAAAGUACUAAAGAGAUGGAUCCGUAGAGGCCCGAUGAGAGGCAAUAUUGAGCAGAGUGGAGAGAAGAUUGAACUAUUCUAAGAUAGCGAGUUCUCUCAUUGCGGACCUUCCCAAGGUUCGGAAUGUGUUAUUUGCAGGAGGAUAUAUUGAGCUGAUUGGAAAUGUUAGUUUAUUCUUG